GGCGGCUCCAGGGAUGCGGGGACUGCAGUAGAGCUGGUCCCCACCGCCGCCCACCUCGUCCCUGCCGCCCACCGCGGCUAACCCGGCAGGCAACCGCUAACCUUCGUCCAGCGUCAGGACCACCGCCCCGGAGCCACCAGCGACCCCGACAACAUCUCUCAGACACCGGCAACCCUGACAACCGCCCCCAGGUACCGGCGGUCCCUGACAACCACUCCGAGCCACCGGUAACCCUUGACAACCGCCGCCAGCCCCCCCCACCCCACCCCCGCCACCCGGCGCCUGGGGCGCGCCAUGAAGUCGGCGGUGAGCGCGCGCGGUGGGGUGUCUGGCGGCCGCGGGGGUGGCUGCUGGGGCGGAGGGCGAGGAGGCGGAGGAGGAGGGGGCAAAGGAGGAGGCGGGGGCAAAGGAGCAGGAGGCGAUGGCGGCGGCCCGGGGGGCAAGGGCGGCUUCGGAGCGCGAACGCGCGGCUUCGGAAGCGGCAGGGGCCGGGGGCGUGGUGGCGGAGACGGCAGGGACCGCGGAGGCGGCGGGCAGCGGCGUGGCGUGGCCAAGAGCAAGAACCGCCGCAGGAAGGGCGUCACCACGGUAUCCGUGGAACCGCACCGGCACGAGGGGGUCUUCAUCUAUCGCGGGGCGGAGGACGCUCUGGUCACACUGAACAUGGUGCCCGGCCAGUCGGUGUACGGCGAGCGGCGGGUCACGGUGACCGAGGGCGGCGUGAAACAGGAGUACCGCACGUGGAACCCCUUCCGCUCCAAGCUGGCCGCGGCCAUACUGGGCGGGGUCGACCAGAUUCACAUCAAGCCCAAGUCCAAAGUGCUGUACCUGGGUGCCGCCUCGGGGACCACCGUCUCCCACGUCUCCGACAUCAUCGGCCCUGACGGCCUAGUCUACGCGGUCGAGUUCUCCCACCGCGCCGGCCGCGAUCUGGUCAACGUGGCCAAGAAGAGAACCAACAUCAUCCCAGUCCUCGAAGACGCCCGGCACCCCCUCAAGUACCGCAUGCUCAUCGGGAUGGUGGACGUGAUCUUUGCCGAUGUGGCCCAGCCAGACCAGUCCCGCAUCGUGGCUCUGAAUGCCCACACCUUCCUGCGCAACGGGGGCCACUUCCUCAUCUCCAUCAAGGCCAAUUGCAUCGACUCCACCGCAUCUGCCGAGGCAGUGUUUGCUUCUGAGGUGAGGAAGUUGCAGCAGGAGAAUUUGAAGCCUCAAGAGCAGCUGACCCUGGAGCCCUAUGAGAGGGACCACGCUGUGGUCGUCGGGGUCUAUCGGCCCCUUCCCAAGAGCGCCAACAAGUAGCAACCCAGCUCGGGCUGUCCCUGAGAUAAUGCCUAAGGCUGUGCUGUGUUCAGUGUUACUAUAUGUGUGUUUUCUUUGUGCACCGCUUUUCUA
This is a messenger RNA of Balaenoptera acutorostrata (minke whale), 1395 nucleotides long. RefSeq names its product fibrillarin like 1 (gene FBLL1). Gene Ontology annotation, biological process: box C/D sno(s)RNA 3'-end processing; rRNA methylation. Gene Ontology annotation, cellular component: small-subunit processome; Cajal body; box C/D methylation guide snoRNP complex. Bases 295 to 1302 code for a protein of 335 amino acids. NCBI's taxonomy places the organism in Eukaryota, Metazoa, Chordata, Mammalia, Artiodactyla, Balaenopteridae. The transcript has a single exon. The record is from RefSeq and is a predicted model, not a curated record. Gene Ontology annotation, molecular function: rRNA methyltransferase activity; histone H2AQ104 methyltransferase activity; RNA binding.